UCAACACCAACAUCAUGGCUUCGCGCAAGAAGAUGGAUUUGAUUCACCAAAAUGCGCUUCACGUCGAGAUGAUUCGAAAAGAAGAGAGACACCAGCAGCUGCACACGGAGUUCAGCAUUAACCCUCACCGGAAGCUGCACAUCCUGGCAGACAAGCCCAUGUCGAGAAAAACAGAGGACGCAGUUGUGGAAAACACUGACUUCAUCAAAGCCUUCCAUGAGGCCCGUCAGAAGCCCACCAAGAAAUAUGCAAGGCCUCAGACGGAGAGCCAGGAGAUUGGCUGGGUGUCGACGCCGCUGGUUCCAUCAAAUCGAAGUGACAACCGAUUGAAUUUCUACAGGCGCUGUAGUGACAUCACCAAGCAUCAAGAAUCCAUCUUGAAUUCAUCAAACUAA
Synchiropus splendidus (mandarinfish) is the source of this 395-nucleotide messenger RNA. RefSeq names its product cilia and flagella associated protein 144 (gene cfap144). The record is from RefSeq and is a predicted model, not a curated record. Gene Ontology annotation, cellular component: ciliary base. Lineage: Eukaryota; Metazoa; Chordata; Actinopteri; Syngnathiformes; Callionymidae. The transcript has 4 exons. Bases 15 to 395 code for a protein of 126 amino acids.